AUGUCUACCUCAAACACUACCCCUGGAGUCACCGCUGAAUCUGUUCCUGUGACUCAGGGAUCUGUCCUCAAUAUCAACACAACCAACAUCACUAAGCUCACCACCUCCAAUUACCUCAUGUGGAGUCGCCAGAUCCAUGCUCUGUUUGAUGGUUAUGAACUGGCUCACUUUCUCGAUGGAUCUAAACCAAUCCCAUCUAAAGUGCUCAUCACUAAUGGCACUGAAACCCCAAAUCCGGAGUUUAUUCUCCACACACGCCAAGACAAACUGUUCUUCAGCGCUGUUCUUGGAGCCAUUGCGCAAUCUGUGCAGCCUCUCCUCUCUAAAGCCACCACCUUUGCUGAAGUCUGGACCACGCUUGCUGCAACCUACGCCAAGCCCAGCCGCGGUCACAUCAAACAACUCCAACACCAACUGAAGAACUGGAAAAAGGGCACCAAACCAAUAUCUGAGUACCUUCAGGGAAUCACCACUCGUGUAGACCAACUGGCGCUUCUUGGGAAAGUCAUUGACCUUGAAGACCAGAUUGAGCUCGCCCUUGAUGGUCUCCCUGAGGAGUACAAGACUGUCGCGGAUCAAAUCGAAGGACGUGACACACCACCCACCUUCACUGAUCUCCAUGAAAAACUCAUCAAUCAUGAAGCUAAAAUCCUUGCUGUUCAGCCUUCCUCACCAUAUCCUGUCUCCGCCAAUGUCGCUACCAACAAGUUUCGCCCUUCUUAUCACCAGAAAAACAACAACCAUGGCAACACCAACUGGCAAGCCUCUCAACCUGCCCCUUCUUCUGACUCUCGCGCACCACGACCAUACCUUGGUCGCUGUCAGAUCUGCGGCACCCAAGGUCACAGUGCACGUCGCUGCUCCCUGCUCCCUCUGAACAGUGGACAAGGUCUUCUUCCCACUCCCAGACCAUGGCAGCCUCGAGCUAACUUUGUUGAGGCACCACAGUGGCUACUUGACUCCGGCGCCACUCACCAUAUCACUUCAGACUUGGCAAAUCUGUCUCUGCAUCAACCUUACACCGGAGGUGAAGAAGUGGUUGUAGGCAAUGGUUCAAGCCUACCCAUUACCCACACUGGUUCAGCUCUCUUCUCCUCCUCUUCUCGUCCAUUACAUCUUAAUCACAUUCUCUAUGUCCCUGCAAUAAGAAAAAACCUUAUAUCAGUCUAUAAGUUGUGCAACGCUAAUCAAGUGUCUGUUCAAUUUUUCCCGUCAUGUUUUCAGGUGAGGGAUCUCAAAACGGGUGUCCCAUUACUCCAAGGAACCACCAAGAAUGAGUUGUAUGAGUGGCCUAUCCCAAAGCCUUUCGCCUCCACAUUCUUCACAGCUACCAACAACCAAAAAGCCACAACUAUUGACUGGCACUCAAGGCUAGGCCAUCCGUCUUUUCCCAUUUUAAAACACAUUAUCUCUUCCUUUUCAUUACCACUUUCAAAUUCGUUGUCUCAAUCUCCUAUUUGCACUGAUUGUUGCAUCAAUAAAACUCAUAAAUUUCCUUUCUCCGAAAGCACAAUUACAUCCUCUCGCCCUCUCCAAUACUUAUUUUCCGAUGUUUGGACCUCCCCUAUUGUCUCAAUUGACAACUACAAAUACUAUCUCGUUAUUGUUGAUCACUACUCUCGCUAUGUCUGGUUCUAUCCUCUAAAACUCAAAUCACAGGUCCGUGAAACCUUCAUUCGGUUCACUGCACUUGUUGAAAAUAAGUUCCAGCAAAGAGUCGGUACCUUGUUCUCUGACAAUGGUGGUGAAUUCAUUGCUCUCCGUGAAUUCCUUGCUUCCAAAGGGAUCUCACACUUAACAUCUCCUCCGCAUACACCCGAACAUAACGGACUUGCGGAGAGACGACACCGCCACAUUGUUGAGACAGGUCUUACACUUCUCACCAAACAUCAUCAGCAUAUCUGA
Microthlaspi erraticum is the source of this 1905-nucleotide messenger RNA. The record is from the annotation of a GenBank genome assembly. NCBI's taxonomy places the organism in Eukaryota, Viridiplantae, Streptophyta, Magnoliopsida, Brassicales, Brassicaceae.